ACCCGUAUUGUGUUGGGGAUGUAUGAGGUUUUCCGACACUGCGCAGGGGUGUAUGUGUGUGUCUGUGUAGGGGCUGUGUUCACGGUUGACCAGGUUCAAGAAGCGUCAGUCUCAAUAUAACAGCACUCGAGGCCAAGCGACAUCUUUCUUGCAUCCCCCUAACAAGUUGAUCUCAGUCCUGGGAGAAUGACGUCCGCAGGAUGCGGGGCCGAUGAGCUGAGUCCGGAGCUGCAGGAGAGGGCUGCGAUAUACGCGAGCGAAGAUCUCGACGCCAAGGAGAUCAUUAUGGAGGAGAUCCAAACCACCCUGAAGACAACCGUUCCAGAUGUUGCAGCAGAUGAAAAUCGUCUGCUUCGAUUCCUCCGCGCGAACGAAUUCCGCAUAAAGCAGACGUCCGACUGCGUGAAGGCGUUUUACAAGUACAAGGCCAACAACCCUGAACUCUUUACGCCACUACCGCUACAGGAGGCUCGCGACAUCGUUCACAGCGGCCUCAUCGGGGUGUUACCAGGCCGCGACGUGCAGGGAGGCAGAGUGUUGUACGUCAGAAUAGGUCUGUGGGACCCGGAUAACACCCCGAUGGAAGAUCUAUUCAGACUCACCAUUUCUCUACAUCUCAAACUCAUACAGGAUCCUGAGACUCAAAUUGGGGGACUGAGGAUUCUUGAGGACAUGGAAGGGUUGUCAUGGAAACACUCUAAAUCACUAUCCAUACCACUUAUGCGGAAGGUCAGCAAGCUGUUCGAGGGGGCGUUUCCUGCUCGGUUUGAUGGUUUCCACAACAUGAACGAAUCUGAUGAGAUUGAUCGACUGUGCAUACUCAUCUUGCCUUUCUUUAGCACCAGGUUGAAGGGACGGAAUCAUUUCCAUGGAACCGAUUAUGCCGAGUUGUACGAGUACAUUCCCCAGGAGAACUUGCCAGAGCUGUACGGAGGCCGCGUAACAGACAGACAGAUCCAGGACUUCACGAUGUCACUUCUGAGAGAUUACAAGGAGGACGACUUUGGUGACGGGGGCGCGGCGAAGAUACCCAAGACUGAGGACAGUGUCACAAGUGCCACCCUGGUAUCACAGUCAACAUACGGGAGCUACAGGAGAGUUGACCCCUCCUAGUAUCUGGGAGAAGUGUUCUCAACCACGGUGCUAUUCCAGUAUGAUGGAAGUUAUAUAAUAGAACUUAAACAUUUCACCUUUUCUUAUGGCCUUUCAGGCGAGUAUCCUCUAGGGCAGAAGUAACUAUGAUCUCAUGAAUGAAUAGUUUAGACAAAUAUUAAUUACACUGAUGUUGACAAGUGUUCUAUAUAACUCUGUAAAGAACAAACCACUUGAUAUGACUGGCUGAAAGCUUGGUGCUUAUUUAUACCUCUUGGUGCCUACUGGUGUUAAGAAACGUCAAAUUCCCUUUCCAAGCAGUUGAAUGUAGUAGCUAAUUAUAAAGGCGAUCAUUAUACUGCUCAAAAAAAGUUAAGAAUAGCCUCAUUAUUUCAUAUUUCUUUUUAGGUUAAACUGCCAUGGUCUGACAGAUUUAUCAAGGAAUCGGAUGAUACUUUACUACUUGAUAUAGUGUGUAAAACACAAAUAUUGCUUCACAGAAUUGAAGUGAACAUUUAAGUCUUGUUUAAACUGUGAUUGUAAAAACAUUUUCAGGGAGCCCUUCGGCCCGCUAAACACGAAUAUACUUCAAAAUGUUCAAAGUAAAUGAGAGCAGACUGUAGUUCGUCGGCAUCCGAAAAACUUAUGAUUGACAACGUUUACUUUCGCUUGCAUUUGAGUAUAUAUCCAGUGUCGGGGACAACGGGGUCAGCUUACCUUAUAUAACAAGGAGAUGGUAAAGAUGUAAUGCAUGCAUUCACACACAAAUCCUUUGCAAAAUAUGCAUCCUAAACCUCACCCUUUCUUGAACCAGGUGGGGCGGUGGGGUAGCCUUGUGGUUAAAGCGCUCGUCACGCCGAAGACCAGGAUUCGAUUCCCCACAUGGGUACAAUGUAUGAAUCCCAUUCCUAAUGUCCCCAGUCGUGAUAUUGCUGGAAUAUAUUAGUGGCGUAAAACUAAACUCACUCAUUCUUUAUCCACGUGUGAAUAGAGGAAUUAGGUAUCUACCGUAUGCAUUACGUCACCGGUGUUCUUUCCAUACGCUUCAAUGUCGCCAUGAAUACAAUGAGUAAAAUAUUUUUAAA
Messenger RNA from Haliotis rubra (blacklip abalone), 2177 nucleotides. RefSeq names its product alpha-tocopherol transfer protein-like. NCBI's taxonomy places the organism in Eukaryota, Metazoa, Mollusca, Gastropoda, Lepetellida, Haliotidae. The transcript has 8 exons. Bases 187 to 1113 code for a protein of 308 amino acids. The record is from RefSeq and is a predicted model, not a curated record. Gene Ontology annotation, cellular component: membrane. Gene Ontology annotation, molecular function: phosphatidylinositol bisphosphate binding.